Molecule: messenger RNA, 1002 nt
Organism: Aspergillus calidoustus
Lineage: Eukaryota; Fungi; Ascomycota; Eurotiomycetes; Eurotiales; Aspergillaceae
Source: the annotation of a GenBank genome assembly
AUGUCGAACAAGAAAUUGAUUGUUAUCCUCGGCGCAACGGGAAACCAGGGCGGCUCAGUUGCCGAGGUUUUCCUCCAAGAGCCGGAAUGGCGUGUCCGGGCCGUGACCAGGAACCCUGCCAGCGCAAAAGCCCAAGCACUGGCUGCCCGCGGCGCGGAGGUUGUCCAAGCAGACUUGGACGAGCCAUCAACUCUCUCGGCGGCCUUUAAGGAUGCGAAUGCCAUUUUUGCCGUCAGCGAUUUUUGGGGGCUUUACGGUGACCCUGCAAGCGCAGCCAAGGCGAAGGACCAACCGCUUAAUGUCUGGGCUGCUAACCAUGAGACGGAGCAAUUAAAGGGCGUUAUUGAUGCUGCCGCCAAGGUGCCUACCCUGGAGCGCUUCGUGUUAUCGUCUCUUUCCAACGCGGCCAAGUGGUCCAAGGGAAAAUACACGCACGUCUACCAUUUCGACUCGAAGGCCAAGGCCGAAGAGUACGGGAGAGAAACGUACCCCGAGCUGUUCAAGAAGACUAGUGUCUUCCAGGCGGGGUUCUUCCUGAGCAAUUUCCUGUCAAACCCGAUCAUGCAACCUCAGGUGACCGCAGAUGGUGUAGCCCAGUUUGUGGCCCCUCUCGACCCAGACAUUAAGCUGCCUUUCAUCGCCGCUGAGGAAGACACUGGACCGAUUGUGAAAGCGCUCGUGGAAGAAGCUCCCGGAAAGAACGUUAUUGGUUAUAGGGAGUGGAGCACCCUCCGCGAGGUCGCCGAGGCGUUUACGCAGGCCACUGGGGUCAAAGCCGAAUGUAUCAUGUUGAAAAAAGGAGAAUCGAACGUUCCACUGCCACCGGAUCUCGCUCAGGAAUUGGAAGACAACUGGGCUUAUUGCAACGAGUUCGGCUACGAGGGCCGGGAUGACCCCACGAUCAUCCACCCCAAAGACUUGAACUCGCCUCCAAAGUUGGAUAGCAUUGUAAACUACUUCAAGAAGCAGGAUUGGUCCAAGGUCCUGGAACAGAAAAAAUAG